CGCCUCCUUGAUCUUCAACUGACCCUUACACAGGCCUCAAGCUGCAUUCCAUUGUUCUCAUCAUCCCCAUGAUCGUCUUCGUCGACUGAGAGUACUUCUGUGAUGUAACAUUGAAGAGAAAUAGACAAUUUUCUACUAACUUAUUGUAAUGUUUAGACUAAAUGACUAAACCUACGCAAGUGAAAUCUUGGAGCUCAGUUUCAGAUGAUGCCCUGAUGUAGAUCACGAUUUCAAACGAAACAUUGUUGGAAAGACAGCUCCAAAUGAUGCUUUACUGCAGAACAAGUCGCAAGGUAGCACCUUCAAGAAAAGUUUGCCAUUGUAGAGAAAAGGUCAUGUUAUGAUCCAACUGUGACCUCAGCAAUCUCAGGAACGAUACAUAUUGCUCUUCAGGAGAGUUCAGCAAAUGUUUCACACUGGGAGACAUUAAUUGAACUGAGGAAGACCAGGAUGAAGCAAAUGAAAAAAGUGCUUCUAUAUCUUUGGAAUGAAGUUCUUAGCUGAAACAGAAGCGAUGUUAUUGAAUUAAUCCGGUAAAAUGUAAAGAUCUGAUGAUCUUAUGCUUACACGGGCUAAAGUAGAACAGGUAACCCUGGUUUGAAAAGACUUCUGACUAUGGGACAAAUCUUAAACAUUUAAUGUAUAAAACAUGUCUUUCUCUGAGUGACACAACUCUUGAAAUGAAAUAAUUAAUUAAAUUUAAUAGUUGUAUAAAAGUGAUUUAUCUGAAACUGCUUUAAUAACAGAUGUUUAGCGGAUUAGUCAUCGGUUAAUGAAUGUGACAAGCUAACCAAUAAAUAAACCAUCACGGACCGAACCACCAAACAUGGAUACAAAAAUUGUCUUUGUUUAGUUCUCUAAUUCUGACUGGCAAUGUCACAUGACAGUUGUCUUGACAGCAACAGCGAGUCAUCAAGCGAGCACUUUGGCUGCACUUUGACCCCGUGAUGACCCCGCGCACCUUCCAUGAAGUAGGUCUCGCCACGUGCCGUGGAUGCCAGUUGGUAUCGGCUGAGUGCAUCAGAACUUCUCUUGACUGAGCGACGACGACUGAGGAUAACAUCCUCUUGCUGUAAGCUUACACUUCCAAAGCAGUCAGGAAAAGUUCAGACCCUUUACAUGCAAGGACAGAAAAUGGCGUGACGACGAGUUGCUGUGGACUGGACGAAGCCUGAGUGUUGUUUGUUGUUGUGUUCAUGAGUGCUCCGAUAUAAAAGCAGAAUGUGCAGUUGCGCCUCUUGCGUGCCUACAAAACCAUUGUUUCCUUUCGUCCAUAAGGAGGACGAAUAUCGGGAUCUCAUAUCAUCAGAAGCUUCACACUCGAUUAGAGCAGCGCCAUCUGCAUCUUCCGUGAGUUUAGUUGACCGACCUACAAAAGAUACAACCCCAGACUGCAAGGUGCCGGGUAUCCCGCCAAAUCAACACACGAUACAGCGAAACGAUCUUUCCGACGACAGUUUCAAUGUCGGUUUCGACGACAGCUUUAAGUCUGUGUAUUUACAGUCCUCUCUUUUAUUGGACCCUCUGGCAUCAGGAGAUGUUAACAACAUCGUCGAUCACUCGACAAGACCGACAUUUCGUGACACGCUAUACGACCUCGGCAACGAAUCGCAGGUCAUCAACAAUUUUCAGACAAAACAAACAGUCGGCCUGGAUCCCUCUUACACUUCAUCCUCAUGUCCGCUUGACCCCAACUCCAAAACAGAUUUCCGUUCGAAACCAGCACCCACAAAAGUCACCAAGCUUUCCUCAGGAAAUGACGUCACAGAAAACUCCUCCAACAGGAAAGUACUUCCGCCAUGUCGCGUGUGUGGCAAUAUGGCGUCUGGUUUUCAUUAUGGCGUCAACACGUGUGAAGCGUGCAAGGGAUUUUUUCGCAGGUCUCUAAAGAAAGGAAUGGCAUUGCAGUGUAAAGGUGACAGCAACUGCUUCGUCAAGGGGGACAAGCGCAGUCAGUGUGCUUCCUGUCGCUUCCAGCGGUGCCUGACCCUGGGGAUGUCCAAGAUGGCGAUAAAGACUGGGCGAUACACACACGAGAAACGAACCAGGGACAUAUUGGAGGUGCGCGGGCUGUGGGGGCCUGACCGGCCGCCGAGUGGCGCCACAAGACAGGAAGUGGACGAGCUACUGAUGUCCAUCCUAGACUGCGGGUAUGCUUUGCACUACUCCACCUGCAAUCAUUCAGUGGACAGUUUGCUUCUGACCCAGACCAGUCUACAGAAAGAUUGGUCAUCACGUGGUUUUACACAAGAACUUUUCAACCUUUUUUUUCAGACACUGUAUCGCAUGCUCCUUACCGGACUGAGUAAGACAAACAAAUACAAGUGUGAUCCAGAAACGUCUCUAGCUAGCAGCUACAUCAACUUUGCCAACAGUUUGCCUUUAUUUUCUACUCUCAGUCACGAGGACCAGUUCUGGCUGCUCAAGUCGUCUUGGCUGGAAGUUUUGAUUUUUGGAGACAAGCUUUCUAUCGGCAGGAGUUCACAGGACCACAACUAUCAAGCUUCUAGUUUCCACAAACUCUCCAGGUUGCAGGUGAAGAGUUCGUGGAGGUUUUAUGUGAAGUUCUCCACACACUCAAACGAUUCAUCGUGACUCUCGAAGAAUUAAUCAUGGUUCGAGCUUUGGUUCUAGUUUUCAGCGACCGGUGUACCCUCCAGAAUCCGAGGCGAGUUGACGAAUGUCAGUGGCUGGUCGUUCGGUGUUUCUUGCAUCUUCUGCAGAAAAAUCACGGGCGACAUUUUGAACGCAAAUUUGCUGACGUCAUCAGACACGUGACCAACAUCCGCUCUAUCAGCGAAGAAGUUGAGAGGCUGGCGAGUGAAGGACAUCGUGCGAGUGUCAUCAAGUCCUGCAUCGACGUCCGGCAAGGGAGGCCAUCCCAAACACGACAACGACCAGUCCACAUGAUUGCCUCCCCACUGGGCAACUGAGGUCAAAAGGUAGCAGAAAACAAACACGGACUCCCCCCCUUCACCUACCCAUUACCUGCCGAUACUUCCGAGCAUGCAGAUGACGCACGUGCAGUUGUCGUCAUUCCACGUCACGUGAUAACUUCAUAUAACCUGUUGAGGUGAAGCGUAUGUGGAAAGUGGUGUGGACUGUUCUGUCAGUUAUAGUGUUUGUUAUUGACAAACUGUCGUGCACUACACUGUUGAUGAAAACUCAUGUUCUAACUUUUGUAAUAAAACUUGUAUAUUUA
Messenger RNA from Pomacea canaliculata, 3202 nucleotides. Its product is annotated as peroxisome proliferator-activated receptor delta-like. Gene Ontology annotation, molecular function: RNA polymerase II cis-regulatory region sequence-specific DNA binding; zinc ion binding; nuclear receptor activity. Bases 1222 to 2595 code for a protein of 457 amino acids. The transcript is spliced from 4 exons. The record is from RefSeq and is a predicted model, not a curated record. Lineage: Eukaryota; Metazoa; Mollusca; Gastropoda; Architaenioglossa; Ampullariidae. Gene Ontology annotation, biological process: cell differentiation; negative regulation of transcription by RNA polymerase II; hormone-mediated signaling pathway.